CGACGGUCUCCCGGGGUCCUUCUUUAGCCGCCUCAUCCUCGCAUCGACUUGCGACUUGCCCACGAGCAGGUGGAGAAUGGCAGUGGAUAAAAGAUGAGGCACGGGGAAGGCCCGUUCCCCGGGGCUAAAAAAGUCUAUCUCACUCUAGGAUGGGAUUGAACCACGGCUUCCGGCCUGCAGAACGCAGAGACUGCCGCUUAACCGACUACUUGGGCUCAGGCAGCCAGUCCAAUAGCCUGGCGAUAAGGGUGCUCGAUAUCAUGCUCUGCAUCUUCGCUGGAGGUGGUGGUUAGGGCCGCGCAAACCGCGGCACCAACGCUUUUCCCUGUCACAUAUAUAGGCAGUUCGCCUCCCUUAUGCAGAUCCAUCCCAAAUAUCCCCCAUUGUUUCUUUUUUCAGGCUUCUCUCUUCGUCUUGGGGCAUAGUACGCGUCCAUGUCCACGUUGGGCUCUCUUCCGGCCUCAGCCCGCCGGUCGUCGGUGGCCCCCAAGCUGCGCGACAGUUGCCAAGGGUGUGCAGUAUCGAAGCUCAAAUGCAGUCGAGAGAGACCGACGUGUGCGCGAUGUGCCAAACGCGGCAUGGUCUGCGAGUAUUUUGUGACAAAGCGCGGGGGUCGCCGGCCGACCUCUCGUCUGAAUGCCAGCAGCAGCAGCAGCAGCAGCCCUAAGAUGGAUAAUAGCCUCAAUAUCCCAGCCCCUGCCACUUCCGCCUCGUCCCCCUCCUCGCUGUCCUCGUUCGGGGGGACAGCAGAUUCCCUGACUCCCCCGGGUCUGAUGCAGAUGUCUCUCGGCAACCACCAUCACUCCCCGUCCUCUCCCUUUCCUGAUAUCCUUCCGGGUAUUGUCACACCGGCAGACCCUACAACUACCCCGAGUCCGGCCAGUUUGACCACCACCCACCUCGACUGUUUCAAUUUGCCCAUCCCCUUGUCCAUCCUCGACACGCAGGGUCCUGACUAUCUCAACCCGGCUGAUACCGCUGCUUUUUUUCUUCAGGAUAAUGCAUUGACCGUGUUCGACGAGGCGGUCUUCGACCUGCCUUCCGUGCCGAAACCACAAACUCAAACUCACCCAGCCAGUCGACCCUCCGUGACUGAUAGUCUACAAAGUGCGAGAGAUUACUCCUCCGAUCCGGGGUGUUCUUGCCUGUUACGAGCUCUGGGUUUACUGAAGCAGCUCUUUCCCAACGCCUCGAGCUCCAGCACAUGCAUGGCAUCCCUCUUCCCGGGCCAAUUCCCGACCAUCCACUCGGUCAUCGUUGAGAAUGAACAGAUAAUCGCGGUUCUAAAUACAAUGCUGCAAUGCCCUUGCUCCCAGGACGGCUACCUGCUCGCCAUCAUUUCCCUUAUUGUCUUCAAGAUGAUGGGCUGGUAUGCUGCCGCUGCCCGCGAGACACCGUUGUCCCAUAGCAAUUUCAACAGCAGCCGCGGCGGCAGCGCUAAGUCACAUCUGGAUUACGGACAACGGCCCCAUUCCGAGCAGGUAUUCAAGUUGCAGUCCUCCGUGGAUGGCGAGUACGAAGGCCGCAUGGCAGCUCAGUUAGUUCUCAGUGAGCUCCACCGUGUGCAACAGUUGAUCAACGUGCUCUCGCAACGACUCAAGGCCCAUGGGCUGCAAACCUCGGGCGUGGAGUCACCCAGCAGUCCGGAUUGCUUUUACUUUCUGAACCAGGACAGCAGUGCGUUUCCAGUGACCAUGCUGGGUCAAUUGGAGGUGGAUCUACGCAAGCGUCUACAGACCUUGUCAGUGGAGAUAGUCGACAUAUUGCGACGAGGAUGAUAUAGACUUGGUUUUUUUUUUUUUUUCUCACAAUUAUGACUGUGAAUGUGAAUGUGCACUUUGUUUAGAUGAGUAGGGUUUACAGUUCCGGUGAAGUCCAUUGUUCUUUUCAUCCUCAUCAAUUUGUGCAGUCACAGCACCUGCAUAAUAGUCAGUAAAGCAAAGUUUC
Molecule: messenger RNA, 1947 nt
Organism: Monascus purpureus
Lineage: Eukaryota; Fungi; Ascomycota; Eurotiomycetes; Eurotiales; Aspergillaceae
Source: the annotation of a GenBank genome assembly